Molecule: messenger RNA, 2488 nt
Organism: Phodopus roborovskii (desert hamster)
Lineage: Eukaryota; Metazoa; Chordata; Mammalia; Rodentia; Cricetidae
Gene: Dr1
Product: down-regulator of transcription 1
Exons: 4
Coding region: 71-706 (211 amino acids)
Biological process (GO): RNA polymerase II preinitiation complex assembly; chromatin remodeling; negative regulation of transcription by RNA polymerase II
Cellular component (GO): negative cofactor 2 complex
Molecular function (GO): core promoter sequence-specific DNA binding; protein heterodimerization activity; general transcription initiation factor activity
Source: RefSeq, a predicted model, not a curated record
GUCUUCGUGGAGUGGUGCACCACAGUCGAGGAGUUUAAAUAGUUAGGGCUUGAAAAGGCAGGAAGGUACGAUGGCUUCCUCAUCUGGCAACGAUGAUGAUCUCACUAUCCCCAGAGCUGCUAUAAAUAAGAUGAUCAAAGAGACUCUCCCUAACGUCCGGGUGGCUAACGAUGCCCGAGAGCUGGUUGUGAACUGCUGCACUGAAUUCAUUCACCUUAUAUCUUCGGAAGCCAAUGAGAUUUGCAACAAGUCGGAAAAGAAGACAAUUUCGCCAGAGCAUGUCAUACAAGCACUAGAAAGUUUGGGCUUUGGCUCUUACAUCAGUGAAGUAAAAGAAGUCUUACAAGAAUGCAAGACAGUAGCACUGAAAAGAAGAAAGGCCAGUUCUCGUUUGGAAAACCUUGGCAUUCCUGAAGAAGAAUUGUUGAGACAGCAACAGGAAUUAUUUGCAAAAAACCAGCCUGAACCUGUACCUUUCUUGGGUGUAGGUCCCCACAGGCUAGACAACAACAAGCAGAAUUGGCCCAACAGGAAUGGCUUCAAAUGCAGCAAGCUGCCCAACAAGCCCAGCUUGCUGCAGCCUCAGCUAGUGCAUCCAAUCAGGCAGGAUCUUCUCAAGAUGAAGAAGAUGAUGAUGAUAUCUGAAAUUCACCAUCUCGGCUUUUGUUUCCUCUAUAAGAAAACAGUGAAAGAAAUGCUUAUCUGAAAUUUUGUAUGCAUCUUGGUGGACUUACCAUUGGUAUUCUAGAGACGUCUGCUGUCAAGUUUCAACUACUGUGCUAUACUUGUAAAAUUAUCUCUUUGAACUAUUGAAAAUUUAAGGUUCAGUAUAAGAUCAGCUUUGAUUUUGUAACGGUGUUUCUGGAAUCUAAGAGCAGUGUGAACCCUUUAUUUGGCCAAUAAACAGUAUUACAGAAAGCAUCAGGUUUAUAAAAAUGCAGUGACAUUUACACAGAUCUCUUCAUCUGUAUUUGCAUCUUCUCUGCCCUUUUAACUGAACUAAAAGUGAGAAUUUUAUAUUGAGAUGGGUCAUGGGAGAAUACAUUUAAUCAAGUUGGCUUAAAAGUUCAGUUCUAUAUAGUACCUAAAUGUUUUUGUCUUUUAAACUGAGUGUAUAUGCAGGCAACAAUUACAUAUGCUCAGAUAAAUAUACUUGUAAGAGAAAAACUCAAAUAAGACAUCGAAAAACUAGGAAGGAAAUGUAUUCACUAGUAGUUGAUGAGUUAUGUUUUUGAUUUUGUUACUGUUUUGUGUAGCAGUAAAAAUUAGUUUUAUUAUAGUGUAAUUUAUCCUGAACUACACUAUGCCAUUUCAGAAACUGGCUAAUCUUGAAGAUUGUCAUGAUUCACUCCAGUUCAGUAAUUGUUCAUAGUAUUACUUGCUUCUUUCAUUCAUGUUUAUGUCAUUUGAGUACAUAGGUAGGACUUGUGAAACAGUUGCUUGGGUUCCGUUGGUUUAACUGAGGCUCAUGGAUAUUCAGACCUUUGCUAGGGGAAAUAAAUGAAAGCUAAGAAUAUGUUUGCUAUGAAAGAGGGCUUUAAAAAAUAUUAUUUAACAUGUGGUUUACUUAUGUUUGGUUUUAGCAUAGCAUUUACAUUUUCCUGACUAGGUGGCAUAAAGAGCGCAGUGCUAACUUUUGAUAUGACAUCAUUGUCCCCAUCAUCAUAAUUGAGUGAUAGCUUUAAAAGUUUUGUGUUCAAUUAAAAAGUGUCAUAACUGACCAGCCCUAUAUAAAGUGUUAAUUUGCUUGUUAAAAAUGAGCAGCUCUAAUUUGGCUUCAGUGACUAAAGGUGUGGUAGUGUUUGUAAGAGGGAUCCAGUGUAUUUGGAGAAAUGGUGUAAAUGCCACCUAAGGUAAUGGGAAGUCAUUAAGUUCCUAUGUCAGUUGCCAAGUCAUUUAAACUAAGCCCCAGAAGAGAUUCUAGCUGCCAGGAUUUUAAUUUUAUUUGGAGAGCUAAGUUUAUAAGUAUUAGAUUCCUUAAUACUCAUAUUUUGCAGUUUUAGAAAAAGGGAAAUAUUGUUAUGCAUUUAUCAGAUAGAUGUACUUCCCCAGUAUAACAGAAAAGGUAAUAAAAAGGGUAGUAAUUUUUCUGAAUGCUUUAUGUUGAAAUUAUUUGAAGGUAUUUUGUGGCUGUGCCCAUGAAGUGUUUGGAAAAAAUAGGAGGAAUCUUUUUUUUUUUUUUUUUUUUUUCUCAAAAAUGUUAAGUACCAAAGGUAGGUAGGUAGUUUAGUCUACAAAAAUAGUCACUAUUGGCUUUUCUAAUUUGUACUGUAACAUUCUUUUACUUUGUUUUAAGUGUAUGUUUCUCAAACAAUUUAGAUAUUUUUCCAUACCUUUUAUUUUCUGAUGCAGACUUCAGGUUAAUUAAUAUUUUACUGCAUCUGGUAAUGUAUUCUAUGUUUGAAGCCUAGUGACUUUUCAUUUUGAUGUUCUUGUGAUUUCAUAUGCUGUAUUCUCCAAGCAAUAAAAUUCUGAUGUGUUUUAUAAA